AUGGACGGAGUCUUUAAGGGUCUUUUUGGCGGCAAGGCCACUGAGGCUCCGCAGAAGGCUGAAGGAGGCUUUGCGGACUUUGCGCCUCCAUCUGCAACUGGAUCUGGACCCCAGGGUACUGCUGCCAGCACUGUUCCCUAUACAAAAUGGUACCGAGUCUGGGAACGAACAUCGCCACAGGACUUUGUUCAGGAAGCAUUCAUCAUCCCUUUUAUUAUUUUGGUCGCCGUGCUGCAUGUGUGGGGAGCGGGUAAAAACAGGCGCAGGGCAAAGACAUGGGCACAAGCAAAUAUCCCGGUGCUCUGCGACGAGUUUGCGGUGGUUGGAUAUACUGGAAUCCCACGGAACGCCAGCUCCAACGAAGGCAUUAAGAUUGAUGAUAAGAUACUGAAGGAGAAGGCUCUGAAUGAAUUCACUACUUACGCUACUGGCCGUCAGAAUAUUGCCUUCGUCGAUGUCACAAUCAAGAUGCUGAAACGCUACAAUCCGCUGCUGCUGUUUGGUGAAACUCUUCUUGGGCUGUUUUUCGAUUCCAUGGCACCGUCUACUGAAAAGGUAGAGAUCGUUGCAUAUCCCUUCGACGGCCGGGAGAAAGACCUUGUUCCACCUACACCAAUGGACAUUGAUACCGACAAGCGCUCAAAAUCAGGCCCUUCGACUUAUGACGGCUUCGUCUUUGCUGUGGUGCACAAGAAUGCUAUGCGCCGUCUAAGAGAAGACCGAUAUGAUGUUUCGUUGACAUUCACCAAGGAGAACGCUAAACUUCCCAAUUGGUUAACUGUUAUGAGCGAGAGUGCAGAGAUUACCGAUUCCAUGCUCGUUCCUGAACUUGUUAAAGCCAUUGAAGAUGCCGGUGAUCUGUUUGAUUACUUGAUUGUGACUGAUCAGCCUAUGGAAAAGCCUACUACUGUUGAAGAGGCAGUUCCCCGAAAGCGAAUUAUUCUCUCUCUCCGUAUUCCAGAAUCUUCGGAUGCUUCCGACUAUGCCUCCUCCAAUAUGCUGAAGGCCUUCAUUCGCUUAGCUGAUCGCCUGGUGACUAUCGCUCACUUCAGACCUGAAGUGACUCGCAAACUCCGUAGUACGCGCGAGGAAGAAAUCAGAAGGAUGAAGCGGGUUGACCAGGAUGAAAAAGCUGAAGAAAGAAAAGUAGCUGCUGAAAAGAUCAAGAAGGAAGAACGUGAUCGACUCCUACGUAACAUGUCAGCCGAGGAGCAGAAGAAGUUCCUUGCGAAGGAAAAGGAGAGGGAGCAAAAGCGAGAAAUGAAGAGACAGACAAGAAAGGGCUGA
This is a messenger RNA of Trichophyton rubrum CBS 118892, 1287 nucleotides long. RefSeq lists its product as uncharacterized. Gene Ontology annotation, molecular function: calcium ion binding. Gene Ontology annotation, biological process: endoplasmic reticulum calcium ion homeostasis. NCBI's taxonomy places the organism in Eukaryota, Fungi, Ascomycota, Eurotiomycetes, Onygenales, Arthrodermataceae. The record is from RefSeq and is a predicted model, not a curated record. Gene Ontology annotation, cellular component: endoplasmic reticulum. The transcript has 3 exons. The coding region runs from base 1 to 1287 and encodes 428 amino acids.